GGCAGGUGCAGAAUUUUUACUCGCCCAAAUAUUUCAAAACCCAAAAACAAAAAAUUUUCAAUUUUUUCUCUGCACUUGCUCUCUUCUUCAAUCCCUACCCUCCUUUUCGGUUUCUUCUUCAAAUUCCAAAAACCCCAGUUAUAAUUCAAGAUACAAAAAGAAAACCCUAUUCGAGGAUUAGGAAGAAGAACCCAUAGUUUCAGCGAUUACGAAUAAUCAGAGAAGAAUGCCGUCGCCGUCGCAAUUAGAGGACGAGCUGUUCCCGUCGACGCCGGGGAAGUUCAAGAUCGACCGGUCCCACACCAUGAACCGCCAGUUUCACCGUUGCUUCGCCUCCACCAGCACCAUGUUCUUGUGGGCCCUUUUCUUGAUCGCCCUGACGGCGUCGUAUCUGAGUUUCCAGAGCUUCGUCGACUCCGGCAGCCGCUACUUCUCGGCCUCUUGGGGAGGGAUCCAGUGGGAGAAGCAGGUCCGCAACUCGGCUCAGAUCCACCGCUCCGGCGGCAUGUCCAUCCUCGUCACCGGUGCCGCCGGUUUCGUCGGCACACACGUGUCCGUGGCCCUGAAAAAGCGCGGAGACGGUGUCGUCGGGCUUGACAACUUCAACAACUACUACGACCCGUCGUUGAAGAAGGCCCGGAGAAACCUCCUCAAAGGCCACGGCAUCUUCAUCGUCGAGGGCGACUUAAACGACAACAAGCUCCUCGACAAGCUCUUCGACACCGUCGCCUUCACCCACGUUAUGCACCUCGCCGCCCAGGCCGGCGUCCGCUAUGCCAUGGAGAACCCCGGCUCUUACGUCCACAGCAACAUCGCCGGCCUCGUCACGCUUCUCGAGGUCUGCAAAUCCGCCAAUCCUCAGCCGUCCAUCGUCUGGGCCUCCUCCAGCUCCGUCUACGGCUUGAACGACAUGGUCCCCUUCUCCGAAUCCGACCGGACCGACCAGCCGGCGAGCCUCUACGCCGCCACGAAGAAGGCCGGCGAGGAAAUCACCCACACUUACAACCACAUUUACGGGCUGUCAAUCACCGGGUUGAGAUUCUUCACGGUUUACGGGCCCUGGGGAAGACCCGACAUGGCGUAUUUCAGUUUCACCCGGAAUAUUCUCCAGGGUAAAUCCAUCACGGUUUACCGCGGUAAAAACCAUGUUGACUUGGCGAGGGACUUUACAUACAUCGACGACAUUGUCAAGGGGUGUCUGGGGUCUUUGGAUACCUCCGGGAAGAGUACCGGGUCGGGCGGGAAGAAGCGGGGACCCGCACCGUACCGGAUAUUUAACUUGGGGAACACGUCGCCGGUGACGGUCCCGACGCUGGUAAACAUCUUGGAGCGGCAUUUGAAGAUGAAGGCCAAGAGGAAUGUAGUGGAGAUGCCCGGAAACGGCGACGUUCCGUUCACGCACGCCAACAUAAGUUUGGCCCGAACACAACUCGGGUACAAACCGACGACCGAUUUGCAAACCGGGUUGAAGAAGUUUGUUAGGUGGUAUCUUUCUUACUACGGCUACAAUAACGACAAACCUGUACACUAAUAUUUGUUUUCAUUUCCUUUUCUUUUCUUUGUUGGGGAUUUUUGUUUCCCAAUUCAAAUGGAAAACCAUGGGAGAGAAAAAGAAUUCUGGGUCAACAAAAAACAAACUGAGAUACAUUCUUUACUUUUUUUUGGCGAGGAGAUACAUUCUGUACUUGGGGAGCUCAGAAAAGAGUUCUCCUUCUUCAGCAUUAUUUUUCUUCUGUAAAGGAAAAGGUUUCAGGUUUCUUCUGGGCCAUUACAAUUC
This is a messenger RNA of Fragaria vesca subsp. vesca, 1777 nucleotides long. Its product is annotated as UDP-glucuronate 4-epimerase 1-like. The coding region runs from base 227 to 1531 and encodes 434 amino acids. The transcript has a single exon. The record is from RefSeq and is a predicted model, not a curated record. Lineage: Eukaryota; Viridiplantae; Streptophyta; Magnoliopsida; Rosales; Rosaceae.